Molecule: messenger RNA, 1575 nt
Organism: Psammomys obesus (fat sand rat)
Lineage: Eukaryota; Metazoa; Chordata; Mammalia; Rodentia; Muridae
Gene: Hook3
Product: hook microtubule tethering protein 3
Exons: 14
Coding region: 226-1575 (449 amino acids)
Biological process (GO): cytoplasmic microtubule organization; cytoskeleton-dependent intracellular transport
Cellular component (GO): centrosome; cytoplasm
Molecular function (GO): microtubule binding; dynein light intermediate chain binding
Source: RefSeq, a predicted model, not a curated record
GCCCGGUGCGCGCGCGCGCAGGGAGCGCGCGGCCCCGAGCGAGGGAAGGAGGGGCCGGUGACAGUGCGGAGCCACUGACUGCCAGCGUCCGCGCCCGGGGAGCGGCCGGACGGAAGAGAAGGUUCGCCACACGCCGGUCGGCUGCCCGACCCUUCGGACUCAACCCCGAGCGGAGCAGCCGCGGCUUCUGGUCGGUUGGGGAGGCUCCGCCGCCACCUCGGGAAGAUGUUUAACGUGGAGUCCGUGGAGCGGGUGGAGCUGUGCGAGAGCCUGCUCACUUGGAUCCAGACCUUUAAUGUGGAUACACCAUGCCAGACUGUGGAAGAUUUAACCAAUGGUGUUGUGAUGUCCCAGGUUCUUCAAAAGAUAGAUCCUGUGUAUUUCGAUGAUAAUUGGCUAAACAGAAUCAAAACUGAAGUGGGAGACAAUUGGAGGUUAAAGAUUAGCAAUUUAAAGAAAAUUUUAAAAGGCAUCUUGGAUUACAAUCAUGAGAUUCUAGGACAGCAGAUUAAUGAUUUUACCCUUCCUGAUGUGAACCUGAUCGGGGAGCAUUCUGAUGCAGCAGAGCUUGGAAGGAUGCUCCAGCUCAUUCUAGGCUGCGCUGUGAACUGUGAACAGAAGCAAGAAUACAUUCAAGCCAUUAUGAUGAUGGAGGAAUCUGUUCAGCAUGUCGUCAUGACAGCCAUUCAAGAGCUAAUGAGUAAAGAGUCUCCUGUCUCUGCUGGAAAUGAUGCCUAUGUUGAUCUUGAUCGCCAGUUGAAGAAAACUACAGAGGAAUUAAAUGAAGCUUUGUCAGCAAAGGAAGAAAUUGCUCAAAGAUGCCAUGAACUAGAUAUGCAGGUUGCAGCUCUGCAAGAAGAGAAAAGUAGUUUAUUGGCAGAAAAUCAGAUAUUAAUGGAGCGACUCAAUCAGUCUGAUUCUAUAGAAGAUCCCAACAGUCCAGCAGGAAGAAGACAUUUGCAACUUCAGACUCAGUUAGAGCAGCUGCAAGAAGAAACAUUCAGACUAGAAGCAGCCAAAGAUGAUUAUCGAAUACGCUGUGAGGAGUUAGAAAAGGAAAUCUCCGAGCUUCGGCAACAGAAUGAUGAACUAACCACUUUAGCAGAUGAAGCUCAGUCUCUAAAGGAUGAAAUAGAUGUUCUCAGACACUCUUCUGAUAAAGUAUCUAAACUAGAAGGUCAAGUUGAGUCUUAUAAAAAGAAGCUGGAAGACCUUGGGGAUUUGAGGCGGCAGGUUAAGCUCUUGGAAGAAAAGAAUACUAUGUACAUGCAGAACACUGUCAGUCUGGAGGAAGAAUUAAGAAAGGCUAAUGCGGCCCGAGGUCAGCUUGAAACAUACAAGAGACAGGUUGUAGAGCUGCAAAAUAGAUUAUCUGAAGAAUCAAAGAAAGCAGAUAAAUUAGAUUUUGAAUAUAAGCGACUAAAAGAAAAAGUUGAUGGUCUUCAGAAAGAAAAGGAUAGGUUGCGAACAGAAAGAGACUCUCUGAAGGAAACCAUUGAAGAGCUUCGUUGUGUGCAGGCUCAGGAGGGGCAGCUCACCACUCAAGGUCUGGUCAUCCUGGAACUUGAUUUGUAA